GCGAGAGCAACUGGUGCUCCUAACCCUAGCCAUCACUCCAGCUCCCAUAUUUAGCUUUCGUGUCUCCUGCUAGCGCAGGCUUGCCUAGAUUCUACUGUGCUGGGAAACGGAAGUGUGCUCCCCAGCCUUUAUAAUCCAGUCUCAGAGCCCUCUGUGUAACUCUGGACUCCUCCGGCGGCCUCCGGUGCUCCUCCCAGACUUUGAAACCGCGUCUCUGUGUGACUCAUGAAUGACCUAACUCCUGCGUGGACCGCCUGCCUUUCUGCUGAGAUGCUGGCGCGCCUUCCUUCGCGCCAGUGUCCACGCAUACGCUUACUGCAGAGGUGCAGCGGGCCGGCACCCCACCCGCUUCCCCGCGCGCCCUCAUUCCGCGUGUCCCGCCCCACGCGCUCUCGCCGCCGUUUGACGCGCGCUCCCUGGAGGCGAAGCCCCGCCUCGCUCACCUCCUAUUCUAGCCCCGCUGGCCCCGGCGCCCAUGAUCCCGGGGCACCGCGGACCCUGGUCCGCGCCUCUCUGUCGGCGCCUUGUCCCGGCUGGCCACAGCGGGAUGGGCCUGAGCCCAGCAGCCAGCGGGGAGUACGGGAUCCGCCUUUUCAGGGUCCCAUGGCCAUCACGCCCCAAGCAGAUCUCGAGGACCACAAGUACUGGGUCAAGUGACACCCAAUCUACGAAUGACUCAGCGAGUUCUCAAGCGCUGGUGGUUCAGUUUUUGCCGAAGCUAUCCAAGCAAGACCGCGGAUUACAACAGGCCCGAAGUUUGCGGCGGCAGGGACAGAAGCCAGAAAUUAAUUUGGAGCUCAUACCCAGCAAGAAGAGGACAGAGAUGAUUCCAAGAACAGAUUCAGAGAUCGAAGGCAACCUAAAGAACCAAGCAGCGGAGAGCAAUCAAAAACCCAGACCUGGAGACCUGAUUGAGAUUUUUCGAAUUGGCUAUGAACAUUGGGCCAUCUAUGUGGAAGAUGACUGCGUGGUCCACCUGGCUCCCCCAAGUAAGAGUGGAUGGAUACGCUUCCGAAAUAGUGAUUAG
Messenger RNA from Rattus rattus (black rat), 1027 nucleotides. It is a transcript of the gene Plaat5, whose product is annotated as phospholipase A and acyltransferase 5. NCBI's taxonomy places the organism in Eukaryota, Metazoa, Chordata, Mammalia, Rodentia, Muridae. Gene Ontology annotation, cellular component: cytoplasm. Gene Ontology annotation, molecular function: A2-type glycerophospholipase activity; glycerophospholipid phospholipase A1 activity. The record is from RefSeq and is a predicted model, not a curated record. The transcript is spliced from 4 exons. Gene Ontology annotation, biological process: N-acylphosphatidylethanolamine metabolic process. Bases 476 to 1027 code for a protein of 183 amino acids.